Molecule: messenger RNA, 973 nt
Organism: Vitis riparia (riverbank grape)
Lineage: Eukaryota; Viridiplantae; Streptophyta; Magnoliopsida; Vitales; Vitaceae
Product: NAD(P)H-quinone oxidoreductase subunit O, chloroplastic
Exons: 6
Coding region: 41-517 (158 amino acids)
Cellular component (GO): plasma membrane
Molecular function (GO): oxidoreductase activity, acting on NAD(P)H, quinone or similar compound as acceptor
Source: RefSeq, a predicted model, not a curated record
GUUGAGGUGGAAGUUAGGAGUGCUUCAUUCAUCAUCUUCCAUGGCUUUCUCUUCAACUUUCUCACACAACUCCUUGUCAUGCUUCUCAUCUUCAUUCCCACAAACCCCAAGACCAAGCCCUUUUCGUUUCACUUCGAUCAGGGCAGUCAAAUCCGCGGAACCCGACAAGGAGAAGCUUGCAAAAUCCAACACCCAGCAAGACUCCUCCAAUGCCCAGCCUCCCACCACUGCUCCCAAGUAUCCCAAGAAACCUGUCUAUUCCAUGAAGAAAGGCCAAAUAGUGAGGGUGGACAAGGAGAAGUAUCUUAAUAGUAUCAAUUAUUUGUCUGUUGGGCAUCCGCCUUAUUACAAGGGCUUGGACUACAUCUAUGAAGACCGGGGUGAGGUCUUGGAUUUACGUAUUUUUGAGACAGGAGAGUAUGCCCUUAUUGCAUGGGUUGGGAUUCCAACUGCUCCUGCUUGGCUGCCAACAGAUAUGCUUAUCAAGUCAGAUAAGCUCAAUUAUGAGAGAAUGUAAUCCAGGCUUUGAGGUGGAAUCUCAGCAGUUCCAAGUUGAACACCAUGCCUUCUCUUAUCCAGGCCUCAGAUAUCGUGGCUUUCUUCAUCAGCAUCAGCUACUCAUCUUCUAUUGGAUCCAUCCAUGAUAUAUGUAAUUAAUCACUUCACUGGAUUUACUGCAAAGAAAAUCUGCAAAAUUUCUAAAAACAUGAAAACUGAUGUAAAUUUUCAUUUUGUUUCUGGCAUUUUCCAGGCAACCAAUCUAGCAGUAAGUGUUCUACAGUGCACCCUUUGGUUUUGUAAAAGAUUAUAACCUGAUUGUAUUUAUUGUUUCCCCAAAUUGAAGGAGGCAUGUAUGAUCGAUGAGAAACAAGAGUGACGCAAUUAUGCAUACUUCAAAGUUUGGGACUGAGCUCAAAGUGCCAACGAAUUUCUGUUGAAUAAAGUCUGCAAAUUGAGCAUCAAUGCUAGUUCA